GACGCAAGACGCACAGUUCUUUUUUUGAAAGUACAUACUUUUAUGUUAUUUAAAUUUUGAAAGAAGUGCAAUGACUAUUUUCAACUGUUUCUCGUGUUGUUAUCAUUUACUGUAAUUUCGUCUUUGAUUUGAUAUCAUGACCCAUACGUAGCCGUUCAAGAGAACUUCAGAGUUAUAAUUUCGAUUCAGUCCAUCAUUCGGUUAUCAAUGUGUUCCACAUAGAUAACUUUUCUGUGAACUUUUUGAUAUUAUAAGCCAUUCAACUUUUCCAUUUCAUAUGAUUUGUUUUGCUUAACGAUGGAAGCACUGGUAGCAAGUCUUGAUGACAUUAAAUUCGACAUAGAAAUUGCCUUAGAAGAACAGCAUGGCGCUCUUCCGUUACCAUUUCCUGGAAUGGACAAAUCUAUCGCCGGUGUAUGUACUUUUUAUGCAAAAGGUACUUGCACCAAAGGCGCAUUAUGUCCUAUGAGACACGUACGAGGGGAUAGAAAUAUUGUUUGCAAACAUUGGCUGCGAGGUUUAUGCAAAAAAGGAGAUCAAUGCGAAUUCUUGCACGAAUAUGAUAUGACUAAAAUGCCAGAAUGUUAUUUUUAUGCGAGAUUUAAUGCUUGCCAUAACAAAGAAUGUCCAUUUCUGCAUAUUGAUCCUGAUAGUAAAAUUAAGGACUGUCCGUGGUACGACAGAGGAUUUUGUCGUCACGGACCCCACUGUAGACAUCAUCACGUUCGUAGAGUUUUAUGUACAAAUUAUGUAGCUGGAUUUUGUCCCGAUGGACCGAACUGUAAAUUCAUGCAUCCACGAUUUGAAUUGCCGGCUGGUGACAUUGGACAGAAAGAUCCCAAGAAGUUGGUAGUUAUUUGCCAUUUCUGUGGUGAUACCAAACACAAAGCUAUGUACUGUGAUAAAGUAUCCAAUGAUGUUAAAGAUCAAUUGAAUAAUGAAGAAAUGAAUAAAUUGCAACAUAAUGGCCAACAGCUCGAUGCUACCAAUCCACAAAAAUUGAUUUUAAAACCAUUGGAGAGUGUUACAUGUUACAAAUGUGGUACCAAAGGUCAUUAUGCUAACAAAUGUCCGAAAGGUCAUCUCGCGUUUUUAGCUCUGAAUCAACAAAAUAAAGAUGGUAUAAACGAUUCAUUAAACAUGCAUGAUAAUGAACAGAAUAAUAUAGGAUGAUGAACCUGAAGGAAUGAAGCAGGGAAACACUAAAGAAGGAAAGAUUAAUCGUAUUUUCACUUGAAUUAAUAUAAUAUAUUUUGUACUUGGUUUUGAAAGCAAUAAUACAACUUCAUUAAUUGAUAA
This is a messenger RNA of Planococcus citri (citrus mealybug), 1299 nucleotides long. RefSeq names its product Cleavage and polyadenylation specificity factor subunit 4 (gene Clp). Gene Ontology annotation, molecular function: zinc ion binding; RNA binding. The record is from RefSeq and is a predicted model, not a curated record. The coding region runs from base 298 to 1173 and encodes 291 amino acids. The transcript has 6 exons. NCBI's taxonomy places the organism in Eukaryota, Metazoa, Arthropoda, Insecta, Hemiptera, Pseudococcidae.